Eptesicus fuscus (big brown bat) is the source of this 2792-nucleotide messenger RNA. It is a transcript of the gene PSMD11, whose product is annotated as proteasome 26S subunit, non-ATPase 11. NCBI's taxonomy places the organism in Eukaryota, Metazoa, Chordata, Mammalia, Chiroptera, Vespertilionidae. The coding region runs from base 35 to 1303 and encodes 422 amino acids. Gene Ontology annotation, biological process: ubiquitin-dependent protein catabolic process. The transcript is spliced from 14 exons. Gene Ontology annotation, cellular component: proteasome regulatory particle, lid subcomplex. Gene Ontology annotation, molecular function: structural molecule activity; protein binding. The record is from RefSeq and is a predicted model, not a curated record.
UCGGCCGCGGCCCGGACGGUGUGAGAGCUGUAAGAUGGCGGCGGCGGCGGUGGUAGAGUUCCAGAGAGCCCAGUCUCUACUCAGCACCGACCGGGAGGCCUCCAUCGACAUCCUCCACUCCAUAGUGAAGCGUGACAUUCAGGAGAAUGAUGAGGAGGCAGUGCAGGUCAAAGAGCAGAGCAUCCUGGAACUGGGGUCUCUCCUGGCGAAGACUGGACAAGCUGCAGAGCUUGGAGGACUCCUGAAGUAUGUGCGACCCUUCUUGAAUUCCAUAAGCAAGGCUAAAGCAGCUCGUCUUGUCAGAUCGCUUCUGGAUCUGUUUCUUGAUAUGGAAGCAGCUACAGGGCAGGAGGUUGAGUUGUGUUUAGAGUGCAUCGAAUGGGCCAAAUCAGAGAAAAGAACAUUCUUACGCCAAGCUUUGGAGGCAAGACUAGUGUCUUUGUACUUCGAUACCAAGAGGUACCAGGAAGCAUUGCAUUUGGGUUCUCAGCUGUUGCGGGAGUUGAAAAAGAUGGAUGACAAAGCCCUUUUGGUGGAAGUACAGCUUUUAGAAAGCAAAACGUACCAUGCCCUCAGCAACUUGCCGAAAGCCCGAGCUGCCUUAACCUCUGCUCGAACCACAGCAAAUGCCAUCUACUGCCCCCCUAAAUUGCAGGCCACAUUGGAUAUGCAGUCAGGUAUUAUUCACGCAGCAGAGGAGAAGGACUGGAAAACUGCAUACUCAUAUUUCUAUGAGGCAUUUGAGGGUUAUGACUCCAUUGAUAGCCCCAAGGCCAUCACCUCUCUGAAGUACAUGUUGUUGUGCAAAAUCAUGCUCAACAGCCCAGAAGAUGUCCAGGCUCUGGUGAGCGGGAAGCUUGCACUGCGGUAUGCAGGGAGGCAGACAGAAGCAUUAAAAUGUGUGGCCCAGGCUAGCAAGAACAGGUCACUCGCAGAUUUUGAGAAGGCCCUGACAGAUUACCGGGCAGAGCUCCGGGAUGACCCAAUCAUCAACACCCACUUGGCCAAGUUGUAUGAUAACUUACUGGAACAGAAUCUGAUCCGAGUCAUUGAGCCUUUUUCCCGAGUACAGAUUGAACACAUAUCUAGCCUCAUCAAACUCUCCAAGGCCGAUGUGGAAAGGAAAUUAUCACAGAUGAUUCUUGACAAGAAAUUUCAUGGGAUCUUGGACCAGGGGGAGGGUGUUUUGAUUAUUUUCGAUGAACCCCCAGUAGAUAAAACUUAUGAAGCUGCUCUGGAAACAAUUCAGAACAUGAGUAAAGUGGUGGAUUCUCUCUACAACAAAGCCAAGAAACUGACAUAGAGUUGGAUCUGUAGCGGUCCUUUGGCGAGUGUGUGUGGCGGGAGAGUGAAACCUUUGGGGAAAAUGCUAGGAGAUUCUUUUUUCUUUUUGUUCUACUUUUCGCUCGGAAAGUUUUUAAAUCCUCAUUUGGUGCAUCUGUAUUCCAGCUGAUAGGUGUGCCAGUUUUCAUGUAAUCUUUACUGGCCCAACUUGGGAGUGGGGACAUUGCUUACAAAAAAAAGAAAAAGAAAAAAAAGAUGAUUCUAAAUAAAAGGAAAAGGCUUACACUACCUAAAGCUGUGCUCUCUGCCUCCUGGGAGAGGGCUGCCAAGCCAGGCGCUCCGCCAGCCACCGGGCUCCCAAUCCACCCGCUGGCGGCACCUCUCCUCUUCAGAAUUGGGUGUUUGCCUGACCAUCAAAGCAAUGACUUUUUAUUCUGUUUGUACUGAACCAAAACAAACAACUGUGUAUAGACUGCUAUUUUCUUUUUUAUUUGAAAUGAGGCAUUUUGGUGUUCUUUCCCCUGUCAUACGGCUGUCCACCCACCUUCCCUCCACAAAGGCUCCAGCAGACUGGCUGAAGGUCCCGCCACCGCCCCAGCAGCAGCAGCAGCAGCUCCGCUCGGACCUGGGAAGGACAGGGGACGAGGCCAGGAGCUAGUGUCCACCACGGCCACACAGGAGCAUGUGGGCCCUCGCGGGGCCUGCUGUGCAUGUGGCUCUUUUUAACACAGUAAACUAGAUUAGACGUCAGUGUUUUAAUUGCCCCUCUCCUCUGCUCUUUCUCUUCCUUCUCUCUCCCCUCUCUCAGCCAGGAGACCAUCACGUGUCUCUUCUUCCUCCUUCCCCCUCGGGAAGGCGGGCUGUCCGACCUCCACUAGCUUCUCUCCCUGUCCCACUCCUCUCCUGCUGGCCGAUGGAUGUAUUCCGUUUUAAAACAGUGAACAUCGGAAAUGAGACUUUGGGGUGUGUUUAUUUUUAUUUUUGUUGUUGGGUUUUCGAGCAACCUCAUGUCCCCUUCCCAGGGAGCCUCUUUCCUUUCUUCUUAGACCCGGAAGGGGGGAGGUGAGCCUGUGUACCGCAUGCUUUGUCUGUGGCGAGGUCACACAGUGGAUGCCACUGGCAGGUGAGCUUCGCGCCUCUGGGUGCUCAGCUCCCUCUUCCUCCUCAGCUCUUGUCUUCUUCCUUCCUCUCCCUCCUGCUUCCUUCUUGCUGGCCUCCUUUUGUCUUUCUUUCCCUUUCUCAGAUGAUCCUUCCAGGUUUUCGUAAUAAAUUUAUAUUUUGUAAAAGGAUUUUGUUGUACCAGGUUUUGCAUCCUCACUGAAUCUGACUGGCUCUUAUUUUCCUCUCCAAAAUCAGGUUUUUAUUCUCAACAUCUCUCCCCAUCAUGUCCAGUCACUGUUUUGGUUUUGGCACCAUCAAUAUCAAAUGUACAAACGGUUCUUGCUAACCAACACCAGGUAUAUCUGAUGUUCAGAUGAGUUCCAAUAAAAACAAUUUUUUUUUCAAAA